Molecule: messenger RNA, 3970 nt
Organism: Scylla paramamosain (green mud crab)
Lineage: Eukaryota; Metazoa; Arthropoda; Malacostraca; Decapoda; Portunidae
Product: hypoxanthine-guanine phosphoribosyltransferase-like
Exons: 6
Coding region: 135-803 (222 amino acids)
Biological process (GO): hypoxanthine metabolic process; GMP salvage; purine ribonucleoside salvage
Cellular component (GO): cytosol
Molecular function (GO): hypoxanthine phosphoribosyltransferase activity; magnesium ion binding
Source: RefSeq, a predicted model, not a curated record
CAAUCCGGGCCACCUAUGCAUUAUUCCUUCUCUCAGAAACGCUCAAGCGAGGGAAAGAAGCAUAGCUGUUAUCAUCACAUAGCAUUCUUGUAACCCAACGUGCGUAUCUUACCGUGACGUGACGUGACGCCGAGAUGAGCAAGGACUGCAUCAAAAUUGCGGAUGAUUACACUGGCUAUGCUCUGUCCAACUUCUGUGUCCCUCGCCACUAUGAGGAGGACCUGGAGAAUGUGCUCAUUCCCUGGGGGCUGAUUCAGGACAGAACAGAACGCCUUGCCAGGGACAUCUUCCAGGACAUCCGAGAUGAGCCCCUGACAGCCCUUUGUGUUCUGAAGGGAGGCUACCGCUUCUACACAGACCUUCUGGACAAGCUCACCACUCUCAAUCGCUUCCAUGCCUCUGUUUCAGUGCAGCUCCAUGUUGACUUCAUCCGCCUCAAGAGCUAUGAGAAUGAUGACUCCACAGGGGACAUUCGAGUCAUUGGGGGUGACAAUCUGAGCAACCUUCGGGGCCACAAUGUGCUGGUGGUGGAGGACAUCAUUGACACAGGCCGCACCAUGAGUCGCCUCCUGGCCAUCCUGCAGAAAUAUGAGCCCAAGUCUGUCAAGGUUGCUUCUCUCCUUGUGAAGAGACGUCCUGAUUCAACUGGAUACAGGCCGGAUUACUGUGGCUUUGAGGUGCCAGACAAGUUUGUGGUGGGCUACGCUCUGGACUACAAUGAAUACUUCAGGGAUCUAAAUCAUAUUUGCGUGAUCAAUGAUACUGGUAAAGCAAAGUAUAAAAUCCAACAAAACUCCCACUAGUCUCCAGCUACUCAAGAGAUUUGUUGCCUUCAAGCUUCCACCUUCCUUCCAAGCAAGACACAACCUUCACAUUCAAGGCAAAGGAAGCUGCCUUGGUUAUAUGGUUCAGUGUACACACUCAAGGAACUAAUCUUGGUACUGCUAAGGUACCACAAACCUGUAUGUAUGCUUGUAUAGAUACCAUAGGGACCUUUCUAAGUAAAUGCCUUUGUCAGGUGGGAAGUUCCUAUCCAGUGGAGUACCAUGAGAAAAGAUUUAGUAGUGUUCAUGGUUACCUAACAUUAUCUUGUGACUUCAUCUUUUGCUUCUCCUCUCAUGCCUCUGUAAUGGAGAGACACCAAUAACCUCUUAGCCUCCAUGCAGUUGCAGUGUGUCCUAUGUGUAAGUAAAACUAGACCAGUAAAUUAUUAUACAAGAUCUUGUUGAACUGGCAGGAUAAUUGAGAUCACAUUUACUCUGAUUUUGGCAUGUUUAGUCUUACUUCAGGGUUGUGUAUGCUGUUUCUACUGGGAGGUAAGAAGUUAACUUUAUGGCAGUUUUUUUUUUUUUUUUUUAAUCUUUACCAUUAACAAUUUAAAAAAGAGAGAGAGAGAGAAGCAUCAGUGAUGAGACAUAUCAGUUUAUGCAGGUCUAGUGCUGGAUCUUUUCUCAUGAUAAUCUCCUCUGGUCAGGUGCAGCCAUCAGGAAGAAAUGCAAGAAAAUAUGCACAUUCCAUAAAUAGAUAUUUUCUAAUAUGUAAUUAAAGUCUCUAGUUUUUAUUUUAUAAUCAGCUAAAAAUAUAUGAUGAGUUGUAAAGAUAAUUAUCUUGUAUAGAUAAUUUUAUUUAGGGUCUCAAAAUGAAGGCUCCAGUAGAAAUAAUUCAUCUUGGACACAAUGAAGGAAAUAGUCAUGGCAUUACCACAAAGACUAUCUCCUGCCCCGCCCCCCUCCUCGUCCCCGGCUGCCCCGCCCCCCACCCCUCGUCCCUCUGCCCCCUCGCCCUCGCCCUCUGCCCCGUCCCCGGCCCCGCCCUGCCUCCUGGGAUGCACGGUGCUUCUCCACCAGUGGCAGGAGGGUGGUGCUGCAGAAGAUGCAUCCUGUGGCUGUCAGCUGCCCAUCCUUCAGUUUGCUCUUACCCUGAGGAGGAAGGGUGAGACAAAUUAGUGUGGUUAUGAGGCUCCUUUCCUAUCAUGUCCUUGAGCUGCAAAGCUGAAACUGUCACCAGGUGGAUGGAAGUGUCCUGAGCCACUACAUUAAGCUGCUUGAGUCCAGGGUUAGAAAAACAUUUUUUCUCCCCACCCAACCCAGUGUUUUUUUUGGAGGGUUUUAUUGUUUCUUUUUAGGGUAUUUUAUUUAUUUUUUUGUUUAUUCCUCAUAUUUAUAUGUAUGUCACUUUAAAUAAGCAAUUAAAGAGUAAUCUAGAGUGAAACAAAAGGUUUUAAGUGUUAUCUGAAGGAUAGACAGUUGUUUAGUUCAUAUUGAUACAGGUUGGUCCAGUUGGACAAAGCUUGUGUUAAAUUGUGCUGUACAGGACUUGACUACUUUUACAUUUUUUUAUGUAUAUGUAAAGACGGCUUCCUGCUUAAUGAAGCAGCUUUCCUACCCUUAUUUUUAACUAAAGCCACAUGUAAACUUUGAGGGAUUUUAAUAGGUAAAUAUCAUAGGCCAGAAGUUGUGGUGUCAAUUAAGCCACACAUUUGUCAACCCACUCCAUGUUUGCCUCCCCAUCUCCACUUCCUUCUUGUUUCUACAUUUCUCAUACUCCCCUCCUUAUCUCCCCCAUCUAAGCCCUGUGUUUGUGUGUGACAAAUGUGUGUGACAAGUGUGAUUAAGCUAUUAAGAUAUCAGCUGGACUUGUAACACACUCAAACACAGGAUAUUAUCUAUUUUCUUUUCUGGAAGUUUAAGCAACCAUGUGGUAUGCCCAAGUGUGUGUGUGUGUGUGUGUGUGUCUCUCUCUCUCUCUCUCUCUCUAUGCAUGUACGUAUAUAAGUAAAAAGGAGAGGUAUGAGGAGCAUGGUGGAUGGGAAGAGGAAAUGGAAUGGGGAUGUGGUGGUGGGGGGAGGGGGAAGAAGGCAGGCCCAAGAUUCAUGUCAAAGAUAGCUCUAGCCUCUAGCCAAUAACAGCAGCUAAAAAAGACAGGUGUUGCUUUUGUUAGAAAUAUAGGUAGGAAAGCUGCUUCAUCAAUUAUGGAGCUGUCUGUACAUAUAUAGACCUUAUUUAUCAAUAUGUUAUAAAACUGAAUUUUUACAUGUGAAAAAAAAAGUAAGCUUUUUUUUGGGGGGGGUGGAGGGGGAAGGGGGGGUCAAUGUCAACCCUGCUUGAAUCUAAACAAAAUGAAUCUGAUGUGGUGUGAUUUGUAAGACGACUGUGUGUGCCAUAUUGGCAAGCGAGAACUGCAUCCCUAGUUUACAGAUAAUUUUGUAAAAAAAAGUAUUUUAUUAUUGAUGCAUUAGAUGUAGACUAAAUUUUUAUACUAUCCUUGUAAAACAUGCAUUAUACAUAGAAUAUAGAAAAGACCAGUGAAGUGAGAUAAAAAAAAAAAAUAAAAAAUCAUAGCUUGUAAGAAGUGUGGAAUCCUGCAGGGAACACAAAAUAGCAGUUACUAUGUAAGAUGAGCCCACAAUAGGUCUGUAGGAUAAGCCACUGUCACCUAAGAGAUGCAUCACUGCUUAUCAGCCAUUUAUGUGAAAUAAUGUUAUGUACCUGAGAAGCGUCACUUGAAUUUCAAAACAGUGAGAUUUUGUGUAGCAUAUAUUGAAUGUAGCAGAACACAGAAGACCUAUUUGUUAUAGUAGGAAUGCAACUAGGAAUUUAAUGCGCCAUGAAAAUCAUAUGCAAGUCUCUCUCUCUCUCUCUCUCUCUCUCUCUCUCUCUCUCUCUCUCUCUCUCUCUCUCUCUCUCUCUCUCUCUCUCUCUCUCUCUCUUAUUGCACUCCCACAAUAUGUUAAACCACAGCUGCUCACCACAGUCCCUCUUUCUCUGAUCAUCAAAGAACAAAACUACUACUAAAUCUAAAGUGCAACAUUAUUUGUCAUUGAUAUGCAAAUCUCAAUGAUUUCACCCUUGUUUCUCUUGUCAAAGCAUACUGUAACUGUCCCAAACAAUGUGCUUUCCUCCCAUAAUAAAUGUUUAUUUUCUGAAAAAUUCCACUCUAAAGGGAUAUAAACAUUUUGUAAGCCACUAAA